Messenger RNA from Closterium sp. NIES-65, 1773 nucleotides. The record is from the annotation of a GenBank genome assembly. Lineage: Eukaryota; Viridiplantae; Streptophyta; Zygnematophyceae; Desmidiales; Closteriaceae.
AUGCUGAGCGGAGCCGCGCGUCGCAAGGGCCACCAGCGCUUCUCCCUCCUUCUCCUCGACGACGGGGACCACUACAUAACCGACUGGGUCGCCACGUGUCACCUCGUGGAUGGCCAGCCGCGCGCGCUCGCGGGCGGGCGGCUGCGGCUGUGCAUGAAAUCGCUCUUCUUCGAGCCGCAGGACCCCGCCAUCCCCAUUAUAAUGUUCCCCAUGCCGCACAUACUAGUCGUUUUCCACCCCGCGUCGCGCCGCCGGUACCGCUCGCAGCUGGGCGCGAAACUCGCCGCGGAGGGGCGCAUCCGCGCGGAGUGGGCGGGGGAAGGAGCGGGGGCGGGCGGGGAGGACGGGGGUCGGGGCGUGGGGGGAGGGCGGAGGAACGAUGGCGGAAGGCCGGGGAAUGCGUAUGGGGAUGUGGGGGGGUAUGGGGGAGAUAAUGGGUAUGGGGAUGUGGUGUAUGUGACGACAGGCAUGUAUGUGGCAAUGAAGGCGUGUGGGCAGGACGUGCCGUACGAGUUUGAGAAGAAGGAGCUGGACGAGGGCCACCUGCCUUCCACGUGGGCCUUCUCCCUUGACUACUCGCCCACCUCACGGUUGUUAGAUGAAGCCUUGCCAGUGCUGGGGGUGCAGCUGCUGCCGUACGAGCAGCGAGACAUGGAGGUGGCGCGGCGGCUGUCCCUCAUGGAGGCCUCGGCGCCCUUUGACGUCAGCCGCCUCGUCGACCUCUCCGAACACAUCCUGCUCGACUGCCUCGCCUCCCAGGUUCGGCCGCUGGUUCGGGAGCCGGGCCGCCUUGUGAUCACACAGCAGCGGCUUUACUUCCAGGUGACAUCUGGUGCAGGAAACAUCUGGCAGGUGGCAUCUGGUGCAGGUGGCAUCUGGUGCAGGUGGCAUCUGGUGCAGGUGGCAUCUGGUGCAGGGGACAUCUGCCCCAUUUUCCCCCCUUCUCCUCUCUCGCCCUUCUCUCCUAUUUUUCUCCUCUCCUCUUUUUCUCCUCUCCUCUCUAUCCCCUCGCUCCCCUCUCCCACUUCAACCUUUCUCAGCACCAUUGCACGCCAUCAGCACUCAGGGAGCUCAGGAGGAGGAGGACUGGAGGGGGGUGGUGGCACCGGCGGGAGAGGAGGGGGGAACGGAGUGGGUAGGGGGAGGGUAGUUGGGGGUAGUGGGGGGAGCGGGGGGAGUGGGGGCGGAGGGCCGUUGGGGGAUGGCAGCAGUGUGUUCUUUGUGUUCAGCUCUCAGGGGGAGAGGGACCGAGCUGCUGCGCUGCUGCAGAAGCUGUUGGGGGGUGUGUCCAGCCCAGCAGCAGCGGCAGCAUCGCUACUAGAGGCUCACUCGCACGCACUGCAGGCCGUCACGGGGCUGUGGCAGGUGGGGCUGUGGCAGGUGGGGAUGGGCCAGGUGGGGAUGGGGCAGUCUACCCCCAACUAUCUCCUCCUCCCCAACCUCUCUCCCCUCACCUUCCAUGCACUAUUCUCACCCCACUGUCCCCUACCUCCUUCUCCACUCCCCCAGACCGGCCGCAUCUCCAACCGCGACUAUCUGCUCUUCCUCAACCUGGCAGCGGGCCGCACUAUGUGUGACUUGGCGCAGUGGCCUGUCAUGCCCUGGGUGCUCGCGGAUUACACCUCCCACCACCUUGAUUUGAACGACCCCGCCACCUUCAGAGACCUCUCCAAGCCCACGGGGAGCAAUGUCCACUGCCUUUCACCAACGACUUGUUUUGAGGUGCCUCAAAAGACCACUCCUUCUCACCACCCUGCCUGCCUCUCCUCCUGA